This is a messenger RNA of Erpetoichthys calabaricus (reedfish), 1150 nucleotides long. It is a transcript of the gene gtf3c6, whose product is annotated as general transcription factor IIIC, polypeptide 6, alpha. The record is from RefSeq and is a predicted model, not a curated record. The transcript has 6 exons. NCBI's taxonomy places the organism in Eukaryota, Metazoa, Chordata, Cladistia, Polypteriformes, Polypteridae. Bases 115 to 822 code for a protein of 235 amino acids. Gene Ontology annotation, biological process: transcription by RNA polymerase III. Gene Ontology annotation, cellular component: transcription factor TFIIIC complex.
GUCGUGCACUGCAUCGUCACAUCGACGAUAGAUUAGACGUCUGCACACGCUGCUGCCAAUACGAGUACCUAUGGUGGUGCCUGUUAAUUGCACUACUCCAGGUUUGCCCGGGCCAUGGCAGACGAAUGGGAAGUUGAGGACCAGCUUGUGGUUGUUGAAUUGUCUGGAAUAAUUGAUUCUGACUUUUUAACUAAAGGGGUUGAUAAAUGCAAGAUUUUGGGUAUUGACAGUGAACAGCCCAUAAUGCAAGUGGGCAGGUACGUGUUUGCUGGGGAAUAUGAAGAUGCUUUAGGAUCAUGUGUCAUAUUUGAUGAAAAGAAGGAAGAAGAUGCACUUACAGAAUCCCCAUCCCAGCUGAAAUAUAAAUGUCACACAAUCAAGAAGCUUAUGAUGAAACGAACAUUUCUGUCUGAAAUUAAAGAAGGAGAGAGCCCAUCAGAAGGCAUUGAGGUUCUGCAACUAACUGAGGACAAUACCGCCCACAGAUCUAGUAGUAUCUGUAAUUAUCUUCCAGACUCUAAACGUGCAGAAGUAAACGCUGAGGAUAACGAGUCUCAUGAAGACCUACAUCAAAGCUCAGACUCGGAUGAUGAGAUAAUUAAUACGGAGGACAGUGUCUGCUGUGAACUAGAAAACAGUAAACCUGAAAUAGAUGUUUCAAAUAUUGAAGAACAAAAACCUUGCAUGGACAGUGAAUUUAGUCAGGUUUUGGAUAAAAGUGCAUCUGAUGUACCACUCAUGACCACUGCAGAGAAUAAUCCAAAUGAGACAGAGAAUGACCUUAGCCAGGAACUGAACAUCAGUACAGCAGAUUUGGAAUAAACUAGUAUACAGCAUGCAUGUAAGAAGACCCUUACCUGAAAACAGCAUUCCACACUAGCUGAAUGGACUCUUUACCCAACAACAAAGUAAAGUAUGUAUUUUUAGAUUUUGUUCAAAUAAAAUAAUACUGUUGAAUAAUUGUUUUUUGUUUAUCACAGUGCAAUAUGUUCAAAAUUAUGGUAAAAAUGAAAACUGAAAAUGAAAGUACUUCACUUUCCAGACAAAAAUAUAUUCAUGAAGUUUAUCUUGAAAAUCUUUUUUAUUAUAUUCAUAGUAUUGUUCAUUAUUUGUUUUUUAAAGAGGUGGUUUGUAAGCAAGAAAAAAAGUU